This is a messenger RNA of Rhodofomes roseus, 1325 nucleotides long. Its product is annotated as D123-domain-containing protein. The transcript is spliced from 5 exons. Lineage: Eukaryota; Fungi; Basidiomycota; Agaricomycetes; Polyporales; Fomitopsidaceae. Gene Ontology annotation, cellular component: cytoplasm. The record is from RefSeq and is a predicted model, not a curated record. Bases 109 to 1173 code for a protein of 354 amino acids.
GUGCGUUCCACGCGAGUUACGCGCGCCACAGCAACACCCUCGUCCCAUAAUGUUAUAGAUCUCGUUCUCGACUUGCUCACUCGUCUCUUACGCUGACGGACCCUGGCCAUGCCAUCUGCAGUCAACACCCCCGGUGUAUUCCCACCUCUGACGCACGAAUCUCUACUUUCAUUCCAGUUCUCUUCCUGGUAUCCGAGGUUCUCGAGCCUCAGCAUCAAGUCGACCAUAAUUCGCCCGCUGAGCCAGGACUUUCUCGAGUAUCUGGACGCCGAUGGUGUAUUCAUGCCCGAAGGGGCAGAAGACGGACCCGCAGGAAGCACUCUCUCCGACGAGGAGGACAGCGGCGGAUACGAGAGCGAUGAGGAGGAUGAGGAGGAGCGCAAAUUCGCGUUCCCAGAACUGGACGAAAAGAUACGAGACGCUGUGUCAAAAUACGGAGCGGUCUUUCCAAAGCUGAACUUCUCGUCUCCCCGGGACGCUACAUGGAUGCUGCCGGCGUCCUCGCCGUUGAAAUGCAUGUCACCUGCCGAUGUCUACCUACUGCUCAAGUCUUCGGACUUCGUACAGCAUGACCUCAGUCCCGACCACGUAUUCGACGGAUGCGAGUCAAGACCGCCGAGCUACGACCUUGAACUUGUACUGCGGAAGUGGUAUCCUGUCGAUCGGAGUAGGGAGUUGCGCUGCUUUGUCCGGCAAGAGAAGCUGCUAGGCAUAUCACAGAGGGACCCGAACUACUAUGACUUCUGGAAUGAGUCGGGCACGCAGAGCAAGGUCUUAGACGCAGUGAAGACGUUCUGGGAGGACAACAUCAAAGGGAAAUGGCUGGAGGCUGGUGGUGAUUACGUCUUCGACUUCUUGCUAACUCGCGAUCUAUCUCGAGGGCAUAUCAUCGACUUCAACCCCUACGCACCACGGACAGACCCGCUUCUCUUCACCUUCGAUGACCUGCUCACUCUACUUCUAGUCCGAGGCGACGACUCCCCGCAACCAGAAUUGCGCGUCGUGGACUCUCCUAGUCACCCGGCAGCAACCCGAAACGCGCCUGCUCAUCAGCACAACAUGGUACCGCUAGAGGCGUUCACAAUGAGUAGUGGCGGGAGCAUUCAAGACUUCGCAGGAGCAUUGCAGGAAGAAAUACGAAAGUCGAUGCAACACAACAGUGAUGAAGACUAACCUCACAGUACCGUGCAUGUCGUCUCCUGCCUGCAGCAUAUCACAAUUUACACAUCCCAUCACUGAGUCUACGGCGGCCAAGCACAGCACAACUGUAUUCUCUAUACGACAUGAACAGAGGUCGAUUUCUUUUUCGACAAGGCAUGCACGUC